UGAAACUCAUGGUCAGGCAGUAUAUUACGUAAUCAAUUGAGCUUUUGUGAACACAGACCGUUGUUAAAAGGAAGCACAAAGUGACUAUCAGAUGAAGAGGAAGUAAAUAAUAGAGUAACGCUUUUCGUGUCAGACAAAAAGAGUUAAGUUUUUAUGUUUCAAAAUUUUGUCAAGGCGAGAAAUUAUUUAUAUAUUUCUAAUUUCCUUACUUAGAUACAAGAAAUACCUGAAAAUAGAAAAUUACAGCCAUGACUGAGUCUAUUCCAAUUAAACUUUCGUAUAAAGUAUUCAAGCCGGCCGGUGGAAAAGGCAAAAACUUAUCUCCUAUCAUAUUCAUUCAUGGGUUAAGCGGCUCUAAGGAGAAUUGGAUUGAUAUUGCACAACUUAUUGCAGAUGGGUCUCAAAGAACGGCUUAUGCAUAUGAUGCAAGAAAUCAUGGGGAUAGUCAAUUUACAGAAUCUUUUAAUUUCGAUCUUAAUGUAGAGGAUUUGUUCCAAUUUAUGGAUACCAUCGAUGUUCCGAAAGCUGUCUUAGUUGGACACAGCAUGGGUGGAAUAACGGCAAUCAGAGCAGCUUUAAAAAAUCCUGAAAGAGUGGAAAUGGUUUUCAUAGAAGAUAUGUUCACAAAGAAAUUACCGGCGGAAAUUCUUAAAUUUGUUAGUGAUUUUUUAAAGUUAUGGCUGGUAAGCGUUUCUGAAAUACCCAACGACCUGGAUCCAGACGAUGCAGUCAAGCAUGCACUAGAAGACUUAUACAGUAAAAUUCCGCCAGAUGCUCCAGAUGUUACAGAGAAGGAAAAAUUAUUCAAUUCUGGAAUCCAACUCAAGCGAAGCAGUGAUGGUAGUUAUGACGUGAAGUUUAACAAAGAUGUUAUAAUACCAAUUUUAACGAAGAUAGAUGAAAUCAUGACUGAACCCGUUGGUCAGUUUGAUGGACCAGCAUACUUCAUAUAUGGAGCACUUUCGCCCUUUUUUGUAGGUAAAGAGGAAGCUCAUAUUAAGAAACAUUUUCCGAAUGCUGAAUUAAUUGAAUUCGAAGGUGCUACACACAAUGUGCACUUUGAAUUUCCAGAAAAACUAAUAGAAACUGUGCUUCAACGACUAAAGAUAAACUGAAAACUUUUAAAAUAUGUAAAGCAUUGCUCCAUAACUAAAUAAACUAUUUAUACAUU
Parasteatoda tepidariorum (common house spider) is the source of this 1171-nucleotide messenger RNA. RefSeq names its product sn-1-specific diacylglycerol lipase ABHD11. Lineage: Eukaryota; Metazoa; Arthropoda; Arachnida; Araneae; Theridiidae. The record is from RefSeq and is a predicted model, not a curated record.